Messenger RNA from Trypanosoma cruzi, 4526 nucleotides. RefSeq names its product dispersed gene family protein 1 (DGF-1), putative. The record is from RefSeq and is a predicted model, not a curated record. NCBI's taxonomy places the organism in Eukaryota, Euglenozoa, Kinetoplastea, Trypanosomatida, Trypanosomatidae. The transcript has a single exon. The annotation marks the transcript as partial.
GGCGUGCCUGCCGUUCGACGUGCCGGUUGCGAGGGCCGGCGGUGGUGGUGGCGGUGCGGGAGACUGCGUGAGUGGCGUGACGCUGACGGAGUCGGUGACGGUUGGCGGCGGGCGUGCGACGGCGUGCUUCGACUCGGUGGUGUUCAGCGGGCCGAUCACUGUGGCGGUGGAACUGCGCUUGAUGGAUGCGUUCGCUGACUCGCUGAACGUGACGCUGCGCCACUGCGUGCUUGCGGGCGGCGCGCAGCUGCGGAUUGGUGGCCUCGGCGAGAGCACGGCGCGCCUGAUGCCACACGCCCUCGUCAACAUGACGAAUGUGACGUCGGUGGAGGGCACGAUCGUGCUGCAUGGCACGAUGCCGCCGAACUCGAGUUUGCUGCUGGCGAACUCAACGCUGCGUGCGACGGUUGGCGGGUUGCGGUACAUGCCGACGACCCCUGGCCAUGCGGGAUUUCGGUACGGCCCCGCGCUUGUCUUGGACGGCGUCCGGCUUCUGUCGACGCGGUUUGUCAUGACGCGGUCGAUGCUGGCGUGUGGCGGGGAAUUGUGCGCUGCGAUCCUCGUGGAGCGCGGCCUCGGUGUGAACCUGUCCAGCGCCUUCUACAUGGAAAAUUGCGUCGUCAGGUCGCGGACGCACGUGAUGUACGCCCUUGCGUCGGAUUUGCGUGUGAGCAGUGGCUCUGUGUUCUCCAUACAGGACAGCUUGUGGAGUGCGCCGAGCAUUAACAUGUACGAAGGCGCGUGUGUGUUUGGGGACGUUGUGGUGGCUGGCGGCAGCGUGCUGCAGGUUGUGUCCAGCGAGUUCCGUCUCGGUUUCGCCAUGCUCAUUGCAAACACGCUGACCGUGGCUGACGGCAGCUGGCUGGUGCACCGCGACAACGAGUUCCGCACCGCCUACGUUGUGUACGUGGCCAACGAAAACGGCGUUGCGUUCCGCGAUCGGAGUGUGUGGUCGAUACUUGACAACAACUUCACGUACGGCUCGUACUCGUCAACCAUUGCGCAUAUGACAAGCAACUGGUCACCACCAUCCGACGCGCGCCCGACCAUCUACGGCGUGUGCAACGACGCAAGGGGCUCACCUGUGACGGAUUACCAAGAAGACCUCAAUAUUGGGACGCCCGUGACGGUGCUGGACUGUGGUGCGUGCACGGUGGACGCCGUGUGCUUUGCUGCGAGGACGAGCAGCAUCAGCGGCUGUGAGUGUGUGUGCGCUGCUGGCGGCUACGGAGACACGUGUCUGCCGGCUGCGGUUCCGGACGGCAUUGGGCCGCUCCCGCUCCCCUAUGCGAAGGGCACGGAGGUCCGCUGCGUGCACGGUGGCAGCAUCAGCUCCGUGGACUAUCCUGAUCCCGGUGUGCGUGGUCUGUGCUUCGUCAACGUGACCUUCACCGCCGCGAUUGUGCUGUACCUGUCGCGUUUCGACGCAUCACAACGGACACUGAACAUCACGCUGCUGCAGUGCGUCCUCGUGGGUCUGUCGAUCAAGGGGAGUGGCGCACGUGUGCACGUGAGCGUGGCAUCGUCGUUGCUGGAUUCUGGUGAUUUGGAGUUUGAGGGCGAUUUUGGCGUGAGCUCCCAGAUAAUGGUGGUGGGCAGUACGCUUGAGACGACGUCGAGCCACGCCAUUUUAUUUUUAAAGGUUUUUCUUGGUGUGAACUCGACGCUGCUGCUACUUGACAACAACUUGGAGGGGAGUAAUUGCGCGUUAUAUAUUUCCAAUGCUGCCGUUGAUGGUGGCGGGGUCAUCGUGAAGGGAAAUACGCUGAUCACAACGGAGGAGGGUCAGGGUGUGGAAUCAUCUGUUUGCGUUAAUGCUAUUGAUGUGAGGAACGGCGGCUACUUUGUCGUUGAGAACACCACGAUGAGCUCGGUCAAUGGCGUUUAUAUUUUUGGGGAUACUUCCGUGAGCACCGCGGGGCUGCUGCGAGUGGCGGACUGCACCUUUAUUGGCAGCACGAAGGUUUCGACUUCUGCGCUGUCGUAUUUGUAUGGCUCUGUGACACUCGAGGGUGGGGCGCAGUGGCGUGUGGAGGGCAACAGCGUGAGUGCAGCCUCAGUAUUAAUUAUUUCUUAUUUCCAGCACAAUAUUCAGCUAUCGGACAGCGGCACCACCGUGGUGCUUGCAAACAACCGUCAGGUGGGCUCGAGGGUUUCCUUCGCCAAAUUUCUCCCAUCGAGCAUUGUCGUGAAGUUACCCGCGCGGUUUGUGGUUGGGUGCAACCAGCAGGGCGGUGAGGAGGUGUCGUUGUACGAAGGUGUGUUUCCGGAGGGCAUGGUGGUGUUCGGAUGUGGCACAUGCAACGACGACGCGGCGUGCUACAUGCCCGGGACGGAGUCGGUGGACCGCAGCUCGUGCUCGUGCAGCUGCAAGGACGGAUGGCAUGGCGCGUCGUGUCUUCCCUUCGAGGUGCCCGACGCGGUUGUGCCGCCCGUGGCGGAGAGAGCCGUCGACGGCGACACGAGCUGCGUGGUGAACCAGACGCUGACGAAAAUCGCGCUGAACAUGUGGAAGACGCACCACUGCUACGCGGGUGUGACAUUCAGCGGCAUGGGUGCUGUGCUGACGUUUUCCUUUGACAGCAUGCCGCUGCAUCUCCCCGUUAACAUCACGUUUACUGGAUGCACAUUCCGUGAGGGUGCUGCGCUGCAGUUUGUUGGGGGUGCUGGGGCGGCCGAGUCAGCCGGCGUCCUGAUCCGCGUGGGCCAGACUGUAAUGCGGUCUUCCGUUGUUGUGUUUGCAGCUGCCCUUCCACAGCACUGCGACAUUGCCGUCACGGAGGUUGAUGCGGUGCAGUCCUCUGAGGUCCAGCUGCUCGACACUAGGAGGAACAAGUUCGGCGUAUUUUUACUGGUGAACAUCGUGCUGAGUGCUUCCUCUUUUUUGGUCAGCAACGUCAAGGCGCGUGCAACGAUGUACGGUGGGUAUGGUUUAUACUCGACCGGGACGCUGACGCUGUUGGAUGGCAGCUCGCUGUAUGUGCAGUACUGCAGCUUCGCUGGGUACAUGCAUAUGUUUUACGUGAAUAUCCUCAGUGUGAGUGAACACUCCGUUUUUGCGCUGCUCAACAAUACGAUGUCCUCCGGAAAAAGCCUUCUUUAUCUGCGCCACGGAUUGAGCGUGUCGAAACACAGCGUGUUGCGCGUGGUGGGGAACAGCGGCUCCGUGUCCAACGCCAUUUAUUCACUAAGCUUUUUUACCGUCCGCCAUUCAAGCUGGCUGGAUUGGCGUGACAACGACGUGGGAGUGGGUGCGAUGUUUCAUUACUCCCUAAUAACUACUGUGAACAUCGACGGCAGCAGUGCUGUGACGCUGACGGGCUGCAAGAUGGGCUCGACGGGGUUGUCGGUACCUCUGCUAUCUCAGGCUGACGCCGGCUACCGGUUCGUUGCUGGGUGUCUGACGGUCGCGGGACGGAAGGUGACGACGGCGGCUGAACUGGAGCUUAACGGCAUCACCAACGUGACGACGGUUACCGCGUGUGGGGAGUGCACGAAGGACGGCGACUGCUUUGCUCCGCUGACGACGGCGGUUAUUGACUGCAAGUGCCAGUGCGCUGCUGGAGGGCACGGAGAUGUGUGCGUCCCGGCGCCUGUGCCUGCUGGCCCGCCACCGCCACUGACACCGCCACCACCGCCGCUCCCACCACCACCACCGCCACCACCGCCGCUCCCACCACCACCACCGCCACCACCGCCGCUCCCACCACCACCGCCGCCGCCGCCGCCACCGCCGCCAGUUGGUGAGUGCAUCAGCGACAUGGUGUACCCCGAGUUUGCGCAGGCAGUGGGUGGCGGUCUGUCGUGGCUGUGCUACCGCAACGUGACGUUCAGCGGGGGCGACAUGUGCCUGACGGUGCUGAUAGGGGCGAUGACGGGCGACGUGGUGAAUGUCACGUUUGAUGGAUGCACGUGGAGGGACGGUGCCGUGCUGUUGCUUUUGGGCAACGCGCACGCCGCUGUUGGGGCGCUGAGCAUCUUCGUCACCGGCAACACAUUUAGUGACGCGCUGCUCAGCCCGGAGGGUGUGUUUCCACCGCACACGAACAUCACGAUCAGCGGGAACCGCUUCACAGUCACGAGGCUGAUCCCUCGGCCGGGUUUGGACAUUAGGAGGCCGUCGUGUGUUGCGACGAAUGGACUGGCGAUCAGCAACGACUCCGCGGUGGUGCUCAGUGGCAAUGUUUUUCAGAGCGUGACGGCAUCGUCAAGCGCCAUUUACGUUGUCAAGUAUGCGCUGAGCGUGUCGUGGUACUCCGUGUUUGCGGUGGUGGGCAACACGUUUCACAUGGCUGGCGGUGACGGUACGCUGAUAUAUCUUGAAGGACCUAGAUACUCCUCAUCGCUGAGUGUGCUGAACAACUCUGCCGUGGUGAUUCGAGGCAACGCUGUGACGAGGCCGGUGAAGUGCUUCGUGUUACUUAUUUGGGCUUUGCGUGUGGAGUCCCAUUCAGCGGUUGUGUUUCAGGACAACGAAAUGCAGAGAAGCUCGGUUGUUUUUUUUUCAAGCUACUCCUCCAACAUCU